CGCUUUCAUACAUCAGACUAUUCUGGGAUUAAGGUGUAUUAGGAACAGAGAGGUGAUCCCCAGAGAAGGAGGACAUGGGGUCACCAAGCUGUCACUGAUGAGUUUGUGGUCAGGCUCAAUGUGACUUCAGAACUUUCUAUUGGAAUUCCCAAAGGCCCGAGAAACUCUGAAUUUCAUGAUUAACUUUGAGAGCCCGUUAGUGGAGAGGGGGGGUAUUUCUUCCAUGGAUUGCCAAAGUGACUGCCAAAACAGCACCAUGUACAAUGGCACUGACACGGAAACAGGGACUUACCCCUACACCUUGCAGAUCACACUUGCCCUCAUCACCUUGGUGGGCAUCCUCAUGCUCUUCACUGUGUUUGGAAAUGUCCUGGUCGUCAUAGCUGUUUUCACCAGCAGAGCCCUCAAGGCCCCUCAGAACUUGUUCUUGGUUUCUCUGGCAUCAGCAGAUAUUCUGGUGGCCACCUUAGUGAUCCCAUUUUCCUUGGCCAACGAAGUCAUGGGGUACUGGUACUUUGGGAAAGUAUGGUGUGAGAUAUACCUGGCAUUAGAUGUCCUCUUCUGCACCUCCUCCAUAGUUCACCUAUGUGCCAUCAGCUUGGACAGGUACUGGUCCAUCACACAAGCCAUUGAGUACAACCUGAAGAGGACACCACGCAGGAUCAAGUGUAUCAUAUUCAUAGUGUGGGUGAUCUCUGCUGUCAUAUCCUUCCCACCUCUCAUCACCAUAGAAAAGGAGAGUGGCAAAGAAGAAGAUCCCAGAUGUAAAAUCAACGAUGAAAAAUGGUACAUCAUAUCAUCUAGCAUCGGUUCCUUCUUUGCCCCUUGCGUGAUCAUGGUUUUAGUCUACAUCCGUAUUUAUCAAAUUGCAAAAAGGAGGACCAGGGUCCCACCCAGGCAGAGGAGCAAUGGGGAGCCUGACAAAAAACAGAAUGGCUUUGGGGACAAGGACCUCCCGGUCAAAUUAAAUGGAGAGAAGGCUGGGGGCUCAGAUGACCCCCGGCACAGAGAAGAGGAGGCCAAUGGUGUAGACCUGGAGGACUCCUCGUCUUCUGAGCACCAGGAGGACCAUCCGUAUUCCUCCAAGAAAAAACAUGACAAACUCCCUAGAGGAAAAGGUAAAACCAAGCUCAGCCAGAUCAAGCCAGGAGACAGCUUGCCCAGGAGAGAAGAAGAAGACAUGAAUGCCAAAGGGUCCAGGUGGAGGGGAAGGCAGAACAGAGAGAAGAGGUUCACGUUUGUCCUGGCUGUGGUUAUCGGGGUUUUUGUCAUCUGCUGGUUUCCCUUCUUUUUUACUUAUUCCCUGAUGGCCAUCUGUGAUAGCUGCAAUGUCCCCGAUACCUUGUUCAAAUUCUUCUUCUGGUUUGGUUACUGUAACAGCUCCCUGAACCCAGUGAUCUACACGAUAUUUAACCAGGAUUUCCGAAGGGCGUUUAAAAAGAUUCUGUGUAAAGGGGAGAGGAAAAGAAUCGUGUGAUUCGAGAAACGAUCCCAUCGCUGACACCAUCUUUUUAGGACAAUCUGUGCGAUCGGU
Molecule: messenger RNA, 1534 nt
Organism: Spea bombifrons (plains spadefoot toad)
Lineage: Eukaryota; Metazoa; Chordata; Amphibia; Anura; Pelobatidae
Gene: ADRA2A
Product: adrenoceptor alpha 2A
Exons: 1
Coding region: 176-1477 (433 amino acids)
Biological process (GO): adenylate cyclase-activating adrenergic receptor signaling pathway
Cellular component (GO): membrane
Molecular function (GO): adrenergic receptor activity
Source: RefSeq, a predicted model, not a curated record